AUGUGGCUCACCCAAAUGUUCCUUGAUGCGCUCAGCAUCAAGUACGUCGCAGCCAGGGCGACGAUGGGAGAGAAGGGAGUCAAGCUCCUAGUUGAGCAGGGCAACCGAGAACCGCGUACAAUCCGCAGACAUCGAGUGACCAACAUCGGACGGCUCUAUAGCCCCUUCUUCGUGGCGGCGUAUGGGCAUGUCAAGGCUGCGCGUCUGUUGCAGAAUCGAGGCGCCUGUGUUAUCAUUGACAACGCCCGCCGCGAGGCUGCCCAGCGCUUUACACGUUGGCGACUGAUUGGGACGUACUCCUAG
Molecule: messenger RNA, 303 nt
Organism: Aspergillus viridinutans
Lineage: Eukaryota; Fungi; Ascomycota; Eurotiomycetes; Eurotiales; Aspergillaceae
Exons: 2
Coding region: 1-303 (100 amino acids)
Source: RefSeq, a predicted model, not a curated record